Lotus japonicus is the source of this 1521-nucleotide messenger RNA. Its product is annotated as probable glucan endo-1,3-beta-glucosidase A6. Gene Ontology annotation, cellular component: plasma membrane. Gene Ontology annotation, biological process: carbohydrate metabolic process. The transcript has a single exon. The coding region runs from base 136 to 1428 and encodes 430 amino acids. Gene Ontology annotation, molecular function: hydrolase activity, hydrolyzing O-glycosyl compounds. Lineage: Eukaryota; Viridiplantae; Streptophyta; Magnoliopsida; Fabales; Fabaceae. The record is from RefSeq and is a predicted model, not a curated record.
UUUUAUAAACUAUGUAACAUCAUCAAUUUCUCCAAUUCCACAGGAACAAAAGCCUCAAGCAAUAUUGGUGUGAACUAUGGCCAACUUGGGAACAAUCUACCCUCUCCAUCUAAGUCCAUUGAGUUUCUAACAACAAUGAACGCUAGCCUUGUGAAGCUCUAUGAUGCAAACCCUGAGAUAUUAAACCUUUUAUCAACAACAAAGCUAGAAGUCUCAAUUAUGGUCCCAAACCAUGAAAUCUCAGACAUUGCUGCCAGUCAAAACAUAGCAGAUGAGUGGGUGAGGAACAAUGUCCUCCCUCACUACCCCAAAACCAUGAUCCGCUACCUUCUUGUCGGCAAUGAAGUGCUGAGCUACAAUUCUGAACAAGGCCACAAAAUGUGGCGUGAUCUUGUCCCAGCAAUGAUAAGCAUCCAAAGAUCUCUCGAAGCUCAGAAUAUCAAGGACAUCAAAAUUGGCACCCCAUUAGCCAUGGAUGUCAUGCAAUCAACUUUCCCACCUUCAAGUGGGCGAUUCCGACCUGACAUAAUAGACAGUGUGAUGGUACCAAUGCUCAAGUUCCUGGACAGAACCAAGUCGUUUUUCUUUAUUGAUGCAUACCCGUAUUUCCCAUGGUCUCAGAACCCCUACAACAUCAGCCUCGACUUCGCUCUGUUCAGGGGAAAUUUCAGAUUGCGUGACACUAGUAGCGGCUUGGUCUACACCAAUUUGUUGGACCAAAUGCUUGACUCCAUCAUCUUCGCCAUGUCUAAACUCGGGUACCCCAACAUCCAGCUCGUGAUUGCUGAAACCGGAUGGCCUAACUCAGGUGACAUAGAAGAACCUGGUGCCAACAUAUACAAUGCAGCUACAUACAAUAGAAACCUCAUCCAAAGAAUGACAACAAAACCACCCAUGGGUACCCCAGCUAGACCUGGGGUUGUAAUUCCGACCUUCAUCUUCUCACUGUUUGACGAAAACCAAAAGCCAGGACCGGGAACAGAACGACACUGGGGCUUGUUGCACCCGGACGGAAUGCCAAUGUAUGAAAUUGACUUAACAGGAAAGCGAUUGUUCACCGACUUUGCAUCGUUACCAGCUCCAAAGAACAACGAACCAUACAAAGGGAAGGUCUGGUGUGUGGGGGCAAAGGAAGCAAACCUAAUGGAAUUGGCAGCAGCUUUGUCCAAUGCCUGCAAUGAAGGGAACAUAGCUUGUGAUGCUCUUGCCCCAGGGAAGGAGUGCCAUGAGCCAGCUUCAAUUACUGACCACGCAAGCUACGUUUUUAGCUCUUACUGGUCCAGGUUCAGAAGUGAAGGUGCAAGUUGCUAUUUCAAUGGCCUUGCGAAACAGACAACCACAGAUCCCAGUAAGUUUCUUGAUUUUUCAUUCCUAUACCAAUCAUUUCAUAUCCUUCCAAUGUCACAUUGUAACUUUGAUAACCAAUAAUCAAUGAUGUUUUUGAAGCAGGUCAAUCUUCUUGCAAGUUCCCAAGUGUAACUUUCUGAAGACAAAAAGGACCCAAGAUCAUCAUCAUGCAAG